Ceutorhynchus assimilis (cabbage seed weevil) is the source of this 864-nucleotide messenger RNA. The record is from the annotation of a GenBank genome assembly. NCBI's taxonomy places the organism in Eukaryota, Metazoa, Arthropoda, Insecta, Coleoptera, Curculionidae.
AUGCUACCUCAAGUUCUAGUUUUCUCAGCUAAAGAAAUUUCGUCGACAAUGACGUUUUUUAAUAUAAGUGGAAAAGUUGCCAUCAUUACUGGAGGUGCUUCUGGUUUAGGAUUUCAGUAUGCCCGUAAUUUAUUGGAGAAAGGGUCAAAGGGAGUCACUUUGGCAGAUGUAUGUGAAGAAAAAGGAAUCAAAUCAAUUGAUGAGUUAAAUAAUAAAUUUGGUAACAACAAGGCUAUAUUCGUCAAAGCUGAUGUGACUAAUUACGAACAAUUUGAACGUGCAUUCAAGGAAACAAUAACUGCAUUCAAUCAGGUGGAUAUUUUAAUAAAUAAUGCUGGUAUAAUGAAUGAUACAGUGUGGAGGAAAGAAAUCGACAUUAAUAUAAAUGGCACUGUUCAUGGAAUUCUACUCGGCUUAGAGAAAUACAUAACUAAAUAUAAGUCCGGACCGGAGGGUUUAAUAAUAAACAUCGCCUCAGUUCUCGGUAUAAUGCCUGUUGGAUUUAUGCCUAUUUACGUAGGCACGAAAUUUGCAGUCCACGGUAUGACACUGGCAUGGGGAGUUCCUGCACAUUACGAGAGAACUAAAGUGAGGGUAGUAGGAGUUUGUCCAGGUAUCACUAGGACACCAUUGAUUAUAGAAUUGCCCAACAGAACUUUGGGACCGGAUUAUGAAGACCUUAAGCAAAUUGAAUUCGUUGGUGAAAAGCAACAAUCUCCAGAAGAAGUAGGUCCUUUAGUAAUGGAAAUUAUCGAGAGGGCACCUACAGGCACUAUUUGGGUAGUUGAAGGCGGAGCACCGCCUUUUCAGUACAAAAUGCGAGAUCGGUAUGGGCCAGAGGCAAGUGAGCCUUCCCUAGAAUAG